ACCGCCUUCAUGAUCCAACAAUCACCCACCGAUGCCUCGUGUCAAGGUAUUCAAUAUCAUCUCGACCAUUCCGAGACAGACAUGGAAAACACUUGACAUUCCAUAACAGUUUUUUUUUUGCUAGCAAGCCGAUGAUCGGGCCUCCUCUCACACCUCCACCAUCAGAUUCACCUUCCAUCACCACUCACUUCCACACCACGAUUCAGACAGACCCUUCCUUGGUGCUGAUCAGCCUCUUACAUAUACAACACCAGGCUUCCCUGACUAUCGUCCAAGCCCCCUUCGUCCACACCAUACACUCCGAGACUCCAUCCUUCCCCAUCAAGAUCAUGGCCUCACAACAGCAAUCACUAACAACCUCGUUCCCGGCCAACGUGGACGACGUGGUCUCGGACCCUGAGUCUCUCAUCCGCCUCCUGCGCGCCUACGACCCUGCCUUUGAUGGCGCACAGGCGGUGAGAGCUGCCUACGAGGACGCUCUUGUUCGGCACCACAAUGACAUGAUGGACCAUGAUCUGGAUGACACCGAUGACCAUGACCACAGUCAAGCCACCUUCAGUCGCGGCCUCACGGGGAACGCCCUCGUCGACUGGGUUACCACCCAUAUCAGCUCAGACACUUUGCUCUCUGUCGACGAGAUGGACCAGUACGCCGCCCUCGAACGGGCCGGGCUCCUGCCACACUUGGAAGCCACCCUUGCCCAGUCUGGUCUGAAACCCAGCGAUCCGUCCAAAAUCCCUCCCCUCAGCGAUCACCAGAUCAGAGCGGCCACCCAGGAACUCAUGCGAUCAACUAGUCUCAUCACCCGCCAGACCGAGGCCCUGCGUGAGCAACAGGACCACCUCGACCGGCUCGUUGCCGAGCACAAGAGGGAUACCCAAGCCAGGGCCGCCUUGGAGGUUCAGCAGCUCAAGGGGCUGGAGGAGCGGCAGAGGGAUUUGGUCCAGUCGGUGGUGGAACUAGCCCUGUUCCUGGGCGACAAGGUUGAUGAGCUGGAGGCCCAGAAUGAAGAACGGAAAGCCGACGUCGAAACGCUGGUCGAUGGCAUGUUUCACUCGGAUGACCAUGUCUUGUCAAGUCUUCAGAAAUUAGGGGACCAGUUGAGUAGGUCUUGUUCUGGCGAGGACGCCAGCAAGGCGGAGGAAGACAUGGUCAAUAGUUUGCGUGACAUUUGCGCCAGAAUGAUCAAGUUCCACGUGGAAGGGAUCAGAACGAGGUUGGAUAGAAUCUACCUCGAGACCCUUCAUGCCGCGGUAGAGUCGGGGGCGGGGGAUCAUGGUAGCACCGUCACGGUGGAGGAUGUCGCCGCUGUCCAGCGAGAGUUGGAGGAACUCUACACCGAGAUCCUUCCAGUCGGUCAGAUGUCAAUCGAGCACCAGUUCUUGCGACCUGCUCUUGAUGAUCUAGCAGCCAAGAACGGUCGCAGACUUGAGCAGUCGACACAUGCAGCGCAUUACAUCGACGAAUGCCUCGAUUACCUGCUCGACCGCAUCACCACCAUCCGCGCGUGUCUCCAAGAGUAUCUGUCUCAUCAACAAGCCGUCGCCGAGUUUGCCAAACUCGCACGACCAGAACUUAAUACCAACGGCCUCCUCCCCAAAGAGUCGCCGGACUUAACAUCAGCAUCCCAUCACCGCCGACACUCCUCGUUUCCCCGCCAACUCCCUGCUGACUCACUAUCCCCGGAACUUAAAUCCAUCCUCCAAACCCUCGGCAUUUCCAUCCCAGUGGCAGAUCCAUCACUCCAAUCCCACCUUUCCGCUCUUCAAUCAGCUCUCGACUCCACCCUAACAGACCGCCAACAAAAGCGCGACGAACUCUUGUCCACUGCGCAAUCAAGCUUUGAAGACGCGGUAACGAAGCACAUAGGUGAUGCAAAGGCUGCACUUGCCAUGCUGAGGGACUCGGUGUUGGCGGACAGUCCGUGGGGAGCGGUGAGGUUGGUCGAUGAGGAGUUGGAGGGGAGUGUGGAGGUUAUACGACAGGAGCUGGAAAAGAUAGAAGAAUGGAGGGGAGAUAUUGAUGGGGCUGUCAAGGCCUCGAAUGCUGAUGCAAAGAGGGAGCAGUUUUUGAAAAGAUGGGGGGAGAGGCUAUAACGUUUCUGGGAAGAGAUGGUUUGAUGGACAUGAUAAUGAACAACAAACUGGUAUGUCGACGAAUGUAAUGAUAUGAUGAUCUCCUAUGGCAAUGAUGGCGAUAGGGUUGUUUACGGUUAAUACGUUACUAGACACGAUAGAGUCGGCCAAAAUUCGUCCAAAGAACGGAGUUGGUAGUGUUCACAAUGAACUCCAAAGCAUCUUACACUGCCCUAUCAUGACGCUAACAAUCACGCCUAAGAUUUAUUGCUCGAGCGCGCCCACAACAUACAUCAUGACUCAAAGCGGUCAAGAUAUCGGGGCGUCCAUAGGCCAAGGUGAUUACAGAUCAAGC
Neurospora crassa OR74A is the source of this 2430-nucleotide messenger RNA. RefSeq lists its product as hypothetical. Lineage: Eukaryota; Fungi; Ascomycota; Sordariomycetes; Sordariales; Sordariaceae. The record is from RefSeq and is a predicted model, not a curated record. Bases 132 to 2096 code for a protein of 654 amino acids. The transcript is spliced from 5 exons.